Molecule: messenger RNA, 1185 nt
Organism: Raphanus sativus (radish)
Lineage: Eukaryota; Viridiplantae; Streptophyta; Magnoliopsida; Brassicales; Brassicaceae
Product: MATH domain and coiled-coil domain-containing protein At3g58440-like
Exons: 5
Coding region: 1-1185 (394 amino acids)
Molecular function (GO): protein binding
Source: RefSeq, a predicted model, not a curated record
AUGGAAGAGCAGCAAAUGGAGAAGAAGUUCACUUAUUGUCUAGGCAACACGUGCUACUCUCGCCCCUACUCCCUCGCCGGCUGCAACUGGUACCUCUCUGCUUGUCCUAAAGGAGACUACUUGUGCUUGUCUCUGGAACUUGAGCCUGAAUCUUUGCCUCCAGGAUGGAGAAGAGACGUGAAGUUUAGCUUCACUCUCGUGAACAAGGUUCAAGGUUCAGAUGAUGAUGAUAACACGUCUAAAGAAGCCACAGAUGAUCUUGAUGAUGAUGGUGCUUCCUCUCAUGUUUCAAAUAAUGGUGAUGACACGUCUGAAGAAGCCUCAGAGGAUGGUGAUGCAUCCAAAGACAAUCUGGCUGAUAAUUAUGAUGAUGAUGAUGAUGAUGAUGAUGAUGGUCCUUUAAGCCAAUCAAAUGCGUUGGAGGACGUGUCUCCUUUAGUGGGAAACCAUGUUGUAAGCUGUAACGGUUUGGCAGCUGAGACUGAGGUUUCCAACGGUGAAAACACACCUAAAGAAGAUGUCGAUGAUGAGGCUACAUCUCUUGUUUCCGAUGAUAGUGCUAGAAACGGAAGUUCUCUACACCAAGUGAAGUCCUUGAAGGAUGCAUCUCAAACAGUAGAAAAUGGUGGUGGUGGUAGGGGUUUAAACAAUGUGGUAUCUGUUACUGAGACUUGUAAUAAUGUGUUCAAGGAGAUCCAACCAGUAAAGGAAACGAAGGAUGUCAAUGGGUUUCAGGUUUUUUCUUCUCAGGUGGAGUCGGUGAGCUAUAUAUUCAAAAGACACCCGGACAUAACAUCAGACUUUCGUCCAAAGAACCAACAGAUCAGAAGAGCUUACAUGAAUGAACUCCUUAGCCUCAUCGAGAUGCUGUGCCAGUCACCAGAGAAGCUCUCCGAGGAUGAUCUGAGCAAUGAUGAUGACACACUUGCUGAUCUGAUUGAUGUCGGUUUUAGAUUAGACUGGCUGAAGACAAAGAUGAAUGAGGUUUCUGAAAAGAAGAAGAAAGAACAGAGUAGUGGCACACGGCUGAAAACAAUGGAGGAAGAGUUGCUGAAGCUGAAGCUAAUGUUCUUGGAUCUUGAAACUCAGCUGCAGAUGGAAAAGGCAGAGGCAUUGGCCGCAAGAGCUCCUCCUCCUUCAACGAUGUUGUUUACUGAUUCUGCGAGGAUUCUUGUAGACUUGUAG